AUGACGGACGAGCUGCACAACCGACAGACCCAGACACGAGGUAUCGUCUGUCAAAACAGCAACGCCUCGAUAGGCAACUCACAAACACCCGACGAUGAGUGUGUCCGAGACGACCAGUUUGUGCAUAAAGCUGUUUGCUCGGGUUUUCUACUUACACCCUUUCUCGGUCGCUUCUUCCCAGACGACGAUUGCUUAUGCAAGCGACACUUGCAUGUGCUCUGA
Protopolystoma xenopodis is the source of this 222-nucleotide messenger RNA. The record is from the annotation of a GenBank genome assembly. Lineage: Eukaryota; Metazoa; Platyhelminthes; Monogenea; Polystomatidea; Polystomatidae.